CUUCCCCUGCACGACGUCACAGCCACCUACCCGACCGGCCCCCUGCGCCUCAACCCCGCCGACAUCCCCGGCUACGAGCCCACCCAAGAAGCCCCCGCCGAGCCCCUCGAAGCCUACGGCUGGUUCCGGCGCUCCAACACCGCGUCGCCGCCCGAAUACCUGGGGCUCGAGGAGGGGCUCGCGGCCGUCGCAAAAGUCAUGUCCGAGGAGGGCCCCUUCGACGGCGUGAUCGGGUUCUCGCAGGGUGCCGCCAUGGCCGCCAUGGUGGUUUCGUUGCUCGAGCCGGGCCGGAAGGAGGCGUUCGAGAGGUUUUUGGAUGCCAGUGUUGCGUCGGAGGGGAAGGCCGAGGCUGAUGCAGUUGUCUCGGGGGUGCCGUUUCCGAAGGCGUUUGAGGGCUUGAGUCACCCGCCUUUCAAGUUUGCGCUGUGUUAUAGUGGGUUCCGCUCGCCUGGCGCCCGGUAUCGUGGGUUCUAUGAGAGUCCGGCGCUGCAGACGCCGAUUUUGCAUGUCUUGGGGUCGUUGGAUGCGGUUGUGGAGGAGUCGAGGAGCAGGGCGCUGGUGGAGGCUUGUGCGGGAGAUCCGGAGAAGGAGGGUAAGGUUGUUUGGCAUCCGGGUGGUCAUUUCCUGCCGAGUCAGAGGCCGUAUUUGGAUGCUGCGGUGCGGUUUAUUAGGGAGCAGUUGGAGGGUGGUAACAAGAAGGAUGCCGAGGAGGAGGAUGUGAAUGAUAUGGACUUGCCCUUUUAG
Messenger RNA from Aspergillus nomiae NRRL 13137, 744 nucleotides. Its product is annotated as alpha/beta hydrolase. Gene Ontology annotation, cellular component: cytoplasm; nucleus. The annotation marks the transcript as partial. The record is from RefSeq and is a predicted model, not a curated record. Lineage: Eukaryota; Fungi; Ascomycota; Eurotiomycetes; Eurotiales; Aspergillaceae. The transcript has a single exon.